CCUAUUAACCUAAUUUGUGUGACAGGUUUCCAUCCCAUUUAUGCCCAGAGACCUAGAUAUAUAUGAAUGAAGUGUUAUGUUAGCUGAUCAUAAACUUGAGGGCUUGGCUUCCAGAGAUGCUCUUUCAGCCCUCUCAGAAAAGAUUGACAAUGUGCUCCAGGACUUCGAGAAAUCCAAGAAGAAGGAGUCCUGGUUUGGAGGAUUGUGUGUGGACAGUAUCAUGGCCUUUAAUCUUCUCUCUUUCAUCACCAUUCUUUUAGAAUGUGUAUUUCUUCUCACAUCUUACUUCACCCUCCCCAAAGAAAGUGUGACAUCUCUCCCAGGUCUUUUGGAUGCUAAGCACUCCAGGCAUAAGAUUGAGAAGGUUUCCUUUCCUGCCCUUCGAGAUUAUCAUUAUCAUUAUAAUUGGAGGGCUGAAUACAUGGCUGGAUGGAGUGAAACAAUAUGCUGGAAGGAAGAGAACUAUCCCCAUCUUCAUAUGCCCCUAAGCCCAUGCAUCACACUCCAGUGGACAAUUAGAGAUGGAAAGCUGGUAAAUCUUCCAUGGGCUCUCCUUGUGGAAGGGGAUACUGUUCUCUUGAGGCCAGGACAGGAAGUUCCUGGACAUUGCUCUCAGUUAAAAAAGAGUGGAGCUGAUGAGCAGGGUGAUGGGAAAAGAUCCUUGCACUUCGGUGAUAUCUAUUCUCCCUUGCCAAUGGAGAAAAAGAUUGACAUGUACAAUGUACCAAAGCUCAGGCAGCCUCUGGAGGCUAAUCCAUACAUUAUGCUUGAGACCCCUUAUCUUGAGCAUCUGAGGCACAGCCUUUCAAGGGGGCAUCUGAGACCAAAGAGUGCAUAUGAAGAUGAGCAACACCUGAUAUGGAUCACUUGCAUUCACACUUUUGCCAUCCCAAUUGUGGCAAUUGGAGUGGCUGUGAUCAACCUUGUGCGACUCAAUUAUGCAGCUGAAUGGUCUGGAGAAUUAAUUGAAAUUCUCCUCUUAUAUCCAGCAUUGUGCACAAUUCCUCUGCUUCCUCUCAUGUUCCCCAUGGUGUGGAUUGCACUUAACAUGGUGGGCAUGUCACGGAAUGGAGCAGAAGAGUCACAGACUCAGUCAAGAGGAGAUGUCUUUGAAGAUAUAGAAGCCUUGAAAGAAUUCAAUGCUCCAUACAAACUGGAUAAGCAACUUUUGUUGCAUACUCUAUACCAGCUCAGUCUUGGAAAGGAUGGACAACUUUGGCUUAGCUCUAAUCUGCUCCACGUUCUUGCCUCACUCUCUGCUCUCUGCUGUGUGGACAAGAAAGGCAUCCUGAGCUGGCCAAAUCCAACUGCAGACAAAGUCUUCUUUUUCAAUGGACUUCGCAAGUCAUUACAUGAACAUGUACACCAGGAGCAUAGAGAAAGAGAAGGUGCAGCCCAUCUACAUCGACUCUCAGAUGUAAGAGGAGAUUUACGACCUGAGGUCCUGGACAUGACACAUGAUCCUCAUACCCCCUUUCAACUUCAUUUUGAUGAUCCAUCAUGGAAGCAGCACCUUAGUUCUCUCAAGCCUUUGGGACUUUCCAUCCUCCUGAACACUUGCAAUGAAGCAACUCGGGAUCACUAUAUGCAGUUCUGCUCACAUAUCACAUGGGAGGCUCUUCAUAAUGAGAAUCUUGUUCCAGUCAUCAAUCGUAGAAAGGAAGAAGAUAUGCAAGAGGAGUUGGUGCGGAGCAAUCGCCUUGCCAAGAGCCUGGCCUACACAAAGCUCAAGUUUCCAUUCCCACACAUGGUUGCUGUUGUUGUCAAGGAUUUGCCCUCAGGGAUGAAUCAACUCAUGUCUCAAGGAACUGCUGAUAUCAUUCUUGACUCAUGUUCUGAUGUCUGGGAUGGCAAGGACCUUUUUCCUCUUACCAACAAUCUCAGGAAGAAGAUUUUGGAUUUCUAUCACCGAAGCAGCCUGACAGCCUACUGCACAGCAUUUGCAUAUCGUCCAAUGAUGACUCAUCUGAGUCCUACUGUAUGUAUGCAGUACCUGGAACUUCCAGCUGAUGGUAGACUCCCCAAAACCCUUGCUUCUCCAGCCCCCAGUGCUUCAGUCCCAUGGGAAAACAUCACUGGUCAAGGACGAUUAAAGACCCUACUUGGCCAGCAUGUUAGCACUGGUAUGGUUGCACCAUCUUGCAUCUCCACAAUGCAAUUCUUGUCCCUUGCUUUAGAUUCCCUCCUUUGCACAAAUGAUGGAGAGCUGGAUGAAGUAGAUGAUGCAGAGGGAUGUGCCCGUGCACAACAGAAACAGAUCUUCCUUGGCAUAGUCACAAUGCAAUACCAAGCCCGCUUAGAGGCUGUAAGGCUCAUUGAGGUCCUUGAUCGAGCCUGUAUUAGAUUUGUUCACUUCAGCAAGGAAAAUGAGCUUCGCAGUCGAGUCUUCUCUGAGAAGAUGGGUCUGGAAAGUGGCUGGAAUUGUCACAUCUCACUCCUCUCUGAUCGACAUAGGGUGGUAUUGGAGGAGAAGAAGAUGAAGAGCUACUCAGCACCAGGUGACCUGAACUUUGAGCCAUCAACAGUCCCUUUUGAUCCAAGACCUACUGUGCAUCUUGACAAUGAGGAUAGCAGCAAUCACAUGUAUCUCCAUCCUCCUGAAAAGCCGAGGAAACGAUGUGAGAGUGAGGUGAUGAGGAGAUCCCUUAGGUAUAUAGACAAUCCAGUCCCAAUUGAGAGCAGUGAAGAUGAGGGUCUUCUGUUGAACAAUUCUCAUGAAAGCAUCAUAGGUUCAAAUCUGUCUUCUUCCGAGAGUAUUAGUCAUCUCAGUGAGAGUUCUGAGCGAUCUGCUCCAGUCCCAUUCGACAUGUCUAAUCGAGCAAAGCUCCCUCGUGGAAUCGAGGCCAUCCGUCCACACCUGUCCCAAGUGGAUAAUGUACCUCUGCAGGUUUCACUCUUCACUGACUGCACAGCUGAGGCCUGCAAGGAGAUGCUGAGCAUUAUGCAGGAGUAUGGCCAAGUUGUCUGCGUGGUUGGAUCCACAGCCAGCAUCCACAACACCGAUGUGUUCUUACAGGCCGAUGCUGCGUAUGCCUUGAGUUUAGAUUCUCUACUAGGAGUUGUACCUCUUUACCCACAAGUAUGCAUGAAGAUUCCUUCGUACCAAGUACCCGCUAAGGAAAGUGAACCACCUCCAACAGAAGUUUCCCAUGCUCUCACUUCCCUUCCAUGUGCUUUGAACUUCCAUGUUGGAGACUCACUUCCCCUGUCCUUCCUCAUUUUGGAGGCACGUGCAUGGAUGCAAGGAACAAGGAACUGUCUUCAACUCUGGCUCACAGCUUCAAUAUCCCUGGCACUUCUUCAGGUCAUUAGUGCUGUUAUACUAUUGCCUCCAAUCCUGAGUCCUGCUCAUGUGUGCUGGUUGUCUCUUGUCAUCAUACCUAUCCAGUGCAUACCGCUUGCUCUUAAGUGGUCUCCAGACCAGAAUCUUAUAACUGAGCCUAUGGCCAAGCUUCAGCUCCAUCUCAACUCUGAGUUGUUGAAGUACAUUUUAUGGUGUUAUGGAGCCAAAUUCCUGCCAUCCAUCAUCAUUCUGGUGUUUGUGUUCACACUCACACUGAGCUCUUUCUGUGAGGGCCUCUUUUCCCACUGUAAUCUUGUUUAUCCUGAAGACUCCACUCAUCCCUGGGGUGGAUGGUCUUAUGGUGUGUCGGCAAUUGGGCUCCUGAUAGCCCAGAAUUAUGUGACUUGCCUCUUUGUCUUCUACAUGGGUUUGUCCCUCUUUCAUGGUUCUAUCAUUCUGAUGAUCAUUAGGGUGUCUCAUUCUGAGAUCCUCUCGUUUUUGUUUGUAGCUUUGAUUUCAGCAUGUUUUGUUCAUCGCAUGGAGAACGUGUGGCAUCGAUCGCCACUUUCAUCUCGGGCAUGGGUCAUCUGCUCUAUGAUCAGGUUCAGUUUGCAGUGGUUCUAUCAUCUUUUCCCCACCAGGAAGCCACGACACAAAGAGAUUGUGCUGUAUUCCACUGCUGAAAUCUUCAUAUCAAAGGAUGCAGAAGUUGUAAUCCCAGGCAUCCCUCUAUUUUCUUGGCUCUUGGGAUUCAUCUGGCCUCUGCCAUUGAUUGCCUUCAAUGAAGCAUUCAAACGACAUGAGAUUAAGGUGAAUGUAAGAUAUCUCAAGAGAGCUCGGCUUGCAUUCGGCACAAAGUUGGGCAUGAAUUCCCCUUUUUGAGGUGUUCACUGUGCAGUUGUUGUGCCUGUGACAUUGCUGUAGUUCGCUUUGCUGUUUUAUCUGUGAUAUAAAUGGC
Darwinula stevensoni is the source of this 4241-nucleotide messenger RNA. Lineage: Eukaryota; Metazoa; Arthropoda; Ostracoda; Podocopida; Darwinulidae. The record is from the annotation of a GenBank genome assembly.